CAAAAAAGAAAAUUAUCUAGAUUGGUAGCAGUUAUUAAAAUAAUUAUACCGCUUGUUGCUCUCUUCAGAGCUUUCGAAGUUCGGACAUCUGUAUGUUACCACCAGCACCAGCAGAGACAACCGAGAUAUAGAAAAAGAUAACAUAGUAUAAGUAUAAUGAUAACUCAAUGAUGUAAAACAUACUCAUUCAGCUGUCAUCGUUAUCACUAAAUAAUAAUUACACCCGUAAUGUUAUUUAUAAAUUGUCCAGUGGACUCUCUCGAGUUAAAAUCAACAAUGUCUCUAGAGGAUGAUAAAAGUAUAAAUCUGUGUUGUUUAAAUUUAUCAUACGAGUGCGCUUGAAAAAGUCUAAAAACAAUACUUAUUUUAUUUUUUUUUUUCGUUUACUAGAAAAAUGUGUGUCAAGUGACGUAGUUGUUGUUGCUCCAAGACGUUAUAUCAAUAAUAAAUGUCAUCGUUAAUGUUUAUUUGUAAAUUUCUCAACAUAUUCAGUUGCUGAGUUAUAUAUUUUUACAAUAAUUAUCCAGGCCAUGAUUAUUAGUUUUUUAUUUGGAAUAUAAACAUGGCCGCUCGUGUGUUAUGUGACAAAUGUUUUUUUAUGGUAUUACGUGAAACAUAGCAACUAAAUUUAUAAAUGACAUUUAUUUUAAUAAAAUAUGCACCAUCGAGACCCAGGCUGGUGUCUGGGUGAGCAAUGAACGUAUUAAGGAUUUUAAUACCGUGCGCGUUGCAGCGAGGCGAAGAAAGUGACGUUAACAAUAGAACUGGGUGCUGGUCAUCACUAGGAAAAAGGAAUAAUAAUGAUGAUGUACGUAUGACCCAUAGGAUGGGAGCAUCGGCCUCUUCGAAUCUAGCCGCUGUCGGUGGUGACCCGAUACAAGCGGCAAGACUUUCAUCUUCUGGAAAUCCGGAUCAGUUCAACAUCGGCAUCAGGGAGCGAAAAAAGAAAGUAACUGGUUUCGCGACUCUAAGGAAGAAGUUCAUCCGGAGACGGCGCUCGUCAAAGGCAUGUGACCACGGGCGAGUGAUACGCGAGCUAGUGUCGACCUGGAGUCCGCUGGAGGCGUCAGCACUGCUUGAGGAGUAUGAGGCUCUCGCUGCACUUAAAGACCUUCACGUACAAGCAGAAUUGGCGCGCCCACCGGCAGCUACUUUCAAACAAGACUUGUCAACUUUGUAUGACUACAAACACUGUACGGACGUUGAUCUAGUCUACCGCGGUGCGUGUUUUCCCGUGCACCGCGCACUACUGUCAGCAAGAUGUCCGUACUUCCGAGAGCUGCUGUCGGGAUGCCCGGGCUAUGGAGCGCGAAUAUGCUUGGAGUUGCGAACGCCGAAUCUAGAAGUCCAUAUGUUCUCGGCACUACUGCGUUACCUGUACACUGGAGACAUUUGUUCCCAUGACACAUCGUUGGAUCCAAGUCUGCUACGGCGGCUGGGUGAAGAAUUCGGAACUCCGAACCACUUGGAUCACGAUCUCCGUUACUUGCUGGAUACUGGGGAUUAUGCAGACGCGGCGCUAGUCUUCACGUCUGACGGCGACUACCAACGACCUGACAGUGGCAGCUCCGAGUACGGAUUUCGUCCGAAACUCGAGCUGCCCUGCCACAAAGCAAUUUUGUCAGCUAGGUCAACAUUCUUCCGCAACCUCAUACAACGACGGACGCGUUCUGGUGAAGAUCACACUGAGCGGGCGCUUCAUAUACCUACAAGAAUUGUCUUGGACGAGAGCGUUAUUCCUAAAAGAUACGCGCGAGUGCUUUUGCAUGCCGUUUACUUGGACACUGUGGACCUGUCGUUGAUAUUGAGAGGCAGCGGUUGCGGGAGCAGUACCGGGAGUCUCGGUGAAGUACAAGCGUUAACACAUACCGGGCGAAUGCGGCCAAGUCCGCUGGAAGAAGCCAUGGAGCUGUACCAAAUCGGGCGGUUUCUAGAGCUUGACAUUCUGUCCCAAGGUUGCGAAGACCUAAUUCUAGAGUGUUUAACCCAAGAAUCACUGCCUACUGUCCUGAGGUGGGGAAGUCAACCGCACGGCUCGGCAUGGGUCCAUAGACAAGCGUUGCACUUUCUCAGAGAAGAGUUUCAAUCGAUAGCUUCAUCGCCAGUUCUAUUUCAGUUAGACCACGUACACCUAGCUCAGUCUCUGCAAAGUCAUUUUCUCCAGGCAAGCGAGCUGGAAGUACUUCAGGCCGUACUAAAGUGGGGCGAGCAGGAGCUGGUGCGACGCAUGGAAGAUCGCGAGCCAAAUAUACUCAGCCACACCGUGCACUCUGUCACACGCAAAGGCGUCAAGAAACGCGAUCUCAGUGACAUCGAGCUACGGGAAAUUCUCAGCGAACUUUUACCUCUCGUCAGAAUGGACCACGUGCUUCCACCCAAUAACGAAAUCCUCACUCAGGCUAUAAGAAGAGGCCUGGUAUCAACGCCGCCGAGUCAUAUGAUCGGCGACGAGCGUGAAAAUUUACGAAUCAACGCGUGGAUCAGAGGAGGGAAAAGAAAUGGACUAUUUAUACGGCCUCGUUUAUUCAUGCCCUACUAUGAGGAAAUAAAGAGUCUAGUCGAAGAACACAUGGUACAAGAAGCAGAAUUAGUUAGAUUAAGAAGGGCGCGAUACAUUCCCGACAUACCAGAUACAUUGUACAUGGUAGAUGAGAAACCGCGAUCAAUGGGCACUGCUGGUGUUGAUGUUCUCGCCGCAGCUCUUCCUGUUCCAGACGCAGUAACAAUGUCAGCGAUGUUGAAACGGGAGCAAAAACUUCGUCAGUCUCCAAGCUGUCAACGCGCUAUGACUCUACCGUUAUCUUGCCGGCACGAGAUCAGCAGACAAGUGAGACUACGCGUCGUACGGGAGUUCAAUUUACCUGACGCGGUUGCCGAUCUCCUUGAGAAUGCUGCGUGCUACAAUGCUGAGCAAGAAGAAUCCAUGACGGACAUGGAAAACAUGGAACCAGUUAGCACUGGAAGUAUUAAUAUUAGCAGUACUUCUGCAGCAUGUUACGGCCGAAAUAUGACUUUCCCGCGACCAAACUCCUCAUAUGGAAUUAGACACGAACUUCCUGCUGUGGUUACUGAGGGAGAGAAUUACAGACUUCCAGGAGAGCCGUCACCGAACAAUCAAUGCAAUGACGGGCACUUAUCGGGCAUAAUGCCUGACGUAGCGAUGGCAACAGCUUCAUUCGGAGCUCUCCAGCUAGCAGAUCAGCAAGAACUGGAACUUGAUCUCGGAGACGGUGCGUCGCAUCUCCUGCAUCCCGGGCCGGCACCCGGUUCUGCCGGAGUCCAUCACCCACUGCUUCCUCACCAGAGGCAAAGACACUACGCCGGGCUUCCACCGCAUCCUUACAUGUAUCAUCGUUCCAACACCGGCUUACCGAGGUUCAUUUGAAACCACCCGUAUACCAACAUGUAUUCAAAAAAUAAUAAUUAAUUAAUUAAUUGUGUAAUGGUGUGAUUACUGCGUCGCGUGCGUCUGUGUAAAUAAAAUACAGUUAUAGAAAAAAAAAAGGAAAAAAUUACCGAUGACAUUUAAGCACAUAAGUCUUAUAAUGAUUACUAUCAUUAUUAUUAUUUGAUGUUUUGUUUAUUUAAAACAAUUGUCAUCAACUAAGACUUUUAUUUGCUAUUUAGUAUUUCUACAUGACAUUUUAAUUUUUUUUACUCAUUUAUUUAUAUUGUUUUAAAUCUUAAUUACGGGUGGCUGUUAUUUUAUUUUUUUCGUUCUAAAAUUGUAGAUUUGUCGGUACUUGUAGCAAAGUAUAUUACAUAACUAGUAAUAAAAAAAUAAAAAAAAAAAUUGAAUGAAAUGAAAUGACAAGAAAUGAAUAAUAGAAGACAAAAGAAAAAAAAUAUAUAUAUAAAUAUUGUAAUUGAUCGUAAGUGUAUGAUAUAAGACUGCAUGUUACGUCGAUCACAAUGACAAUUUUACGUUAAUGGAUGUACUGACUAGACUGUGAGACUAGUUUAUUGUUAGCUAUCAAUAAUAGUAACAUUUGUAUUGGACCAAUUUAACUAUUAUUGAUUAGAUCGUUAGUAAAAGAUAAUAUUAUUAUUAAUUAUGACUACAUUUGAUUGUAAUUUAAACUGAUGCUGCAUUGACGUGUAGAUUUUUAAAAUAAUAUAUUCAUAUUUUAUCCAUUUUUAUUUAGAGCUUAAAUGUCUGUGUAGAUUAUCGGGCGGGUUUCAAAUUAUCGGUAUCUUCUCUUCGGUAGCUAAAUUCGUAUCUGUGCAAUAAAUUUAUUUCAGAUUUGCCUUCAUUUUAUUUGUUUAUUAUUACAGGAGUAAACUUGGAGUGAAUGUGGAUUUUAUUUGUCAAAAUUUAAUCCGUCACUCGGAGUUCCGGAGUUUUUAAAAAAGUUACUCCGCGUACGGAGUAAAUACGAAUUUUUUUUUCAGCGGAGUAAUUUUUAAAUGACGUAAAUUUAAUUUCAAUCCAGAAAUUUAUUAUUAAAAUAAACUCGGGAUUAAAUAAAUAAAAAAUAAUCGCUUCCGGAUUUAAUCCGCGAUUACUCCGCAAAUUUUUAACAAUCUGUCAUCAUAAUAAAUAAAAUUGAUAGUUUAAUUUUUAAAUGCACUUUUAGAUUAUCCCGUUAGACAAACUCGAGACAUUUAAACUCUAAGCAGAUUUAAAUGCGGGUAAUUAUGAAAAAUAUAGUGUACCGUCACACAAUUUACUAUUUAAUAAAUAGUAAAAUGAGUAAACGCUUUGUUUCAUUGUUUAAAUUUAUUAAAAAAAUUACUUCUAAUAGAUUUUAAAUGAAUUUGUAUUAAGUAGACUUGUUGAAAUUUAUUUAAAAUUGUUUUUGUUUUAAUAAUUCGAAAUUAUAGCUUUAAAUUUAAUAGACUCAAAAAUAAUAUCCAGUGUCACUAGUUAAAUAAUUAAAUAUUAGGUGACUGCAUUUAUUUUAAAUUUUAGUUUUUAAGUUUUUAUAAACCGUGUUCUCAAUUCUUUAGACUAAAUUUUUAAACAUGUACUCUCUUUCAUAUUAAUUUAUGGUUACAUUAUUUAUAAGGCGGAAUACUAUUUGCGUUUGACACUGCCAAGAAAUGCAGUUUUAUUGAGUAAUAGUUUCUUUAAAAAAUCUAUAAGAGUUUUGUUGUAAAUACGUCGAACCUAGAGUUUGAAAGA
Microplitis demolitor is the source of this 5125-nucleotide messenger RNA. Its product is annotated as BTB/POZ domain-containing protein 7. The record is from RefSeq and is a predicted model, not a curated record. NCBI's taxonomy places the organism in Eukaryota, Metazoa, Arthropoda, Insecta, Hymenoptera, Braconidae. Gene Ontology annotation, biological process: morphogenesis of a branching epithelium. The coding region runs from base 695 to 3385 and encodes 896 amino acids. The transcript has 9 exons. Gene Ontology annotation, molecular function: protein binding.